Molecule: messenger RNA, 1958 nt
Organism: Procambarus clarkii (red swamp crayfish)
Lineage: Eukaryota; Metazoa; Arthropoda; Malacostraca; Decapoda; Cambaridae
Product: tyrosine-protein phosphatase Lar-like
Molecular function (GO): protein binding
Source: RefSeq, a predicted model, not a curated record
GCCCUAGAAGGUACCAUGUUUUACCUGGGUUGUCAGUUUGUAGCGAGGUUUAGAGGCGCCUGCGUCACUGGACCAGAUACCCUCAGAGACCCAAGUGUGACGGGUCUUCCAGCCAUGAAGACCUUUGUUUACCUGGCGGGAGUCCUCGCUGUGGCCGCCGCCCAGAGUCUUGGCAACAUCACAAGCUUCCUGCAGAUCAGAAAUGGUGACGGAGAAGUUACAAUGGAGUGGCGCUUCGUGGAGGGCGACCCAGCAUACCCGCUCCUCAAGUACACCCUUGUGACUGACAGCGAUGUCUCCUCCGACGUCUACUGCAUGACCACUCUCUGCUACCACACCGUCGACAACCUGCAACCCUGCGUCACACACACGUUCGACCUCGUCCCCAUCUUCAACGACACCACGACCGGCGGAACGCUUGAAGGAAACAACGCUACAACCACCGGAUUUACGAAAGAUGUCGUUCCUGGACCUCCUCAGGACGUGGUCGUGGGACCCAUCACCCAGACGUCCAUUCAAGUCCAGUUUAACACCUCCAUCGUCAACCCACUCUGCGCCGACCAAUACGUCAUCUCGUAUGGCGCCGUCAUCACCAGAGCUGGCCGCAGGUCCCUCCUCCAGGUAAUGGAUGAGUACGACUUCGUUGUCACCCUCAGCCCACUCCAGCCCUGCACCAACUACUCCAUCUGGGUUAUUGCCGAGAGCUACACAGGAUUCGUCAGCGAUCCGGUCAUCGUAUUUGCUGCUACCCUGGACGCUGAGCCCGACCCCGUGAGUGACCUUCAAGUGACGGACGUGGACACGAACGAACUGACCAUCUCAUUCGAGCCUCCAGAGACCAACAGACACUGCGUGAAGGACUACGACAUCGAAGUCGUUGACCUGGACCAGCCGGAACUUGCGAGCAGACGAGUGUCCGCGGCAGUCCAGUACUUGAUCACAGGUCUGGAAGCCUGCACCAACUACCUGAUAAUGGUGCGAGUGGUGUCACCAGGCGGGAACGCGUCCGCCUGGCAGGAGGUUAACAACAGGACCCUGGACGCUAUACCCUCCGCGCCCCAAAACUUGGCAAUGACUGAAGCGACCACCAGCUCCAUCUCGCUCCAGUGGUACCAGCCUGACACUAACAGCCGCUGCGCCAGCGAGUACAUACUUACUUGGGAAGACAGCGAAGGCAAUCCCGGUGGUCCCGAUACAAUUACUGAUCCAACGAGCUUGUCAGUGACGUACACAGUUGAAGGUCUGAUGGCGUGUAUAGACUAUACAUUCACUCUUGUUGCAGAGUCUGGGGCCGGCGAGAGCGACCCCACACAGCUGACACAAACUACCCUCUGCACCUAGCCCAGCAGCUUCCAAUCCGGGGUGCCCCGGGAGGCGCCACCAACCCUUCACGGCUGACAUGCACGAACCUGAUCGUUGGAACUGAUAGGAUUGGAACGAAUUGAAAGAGCCGAAUGUUGUCUAUGCCCUUACUACCAACUUGGGGACUGUCAGCCACACGGAUCUUAUUAUAUAGGGAAGAAAACAAUACCUUUCUCAAGGUGUCUAACAAUAUACGAAAAACAAAGAUCUUCGAUCGACAAAUAAAACGAAAUUGUAAGAUUAGACACAGCUGAAGUACUACAGAUCACGCACUCGUCCAACUAUCAACUGCCAGAUUACUCUUUAAGUAUAUUGUACCAUCCAGGAGACCAAGACACAGGUGCCAGCUCAUACCUCACUUACUGCCCCACAGACAUCGACCACCGCACCCGCUUCAUCCUGAAGUGUGUAUGUAAUGUCAAACCUGAUACUGUGUAUUAACUGCCCUCUGUCUCCGUAGAUACCGAAGGACCUUCAGCGAAACUCACUCUCUAGCGGCAUGCGUCAGGUCAAAUAAAAUUGUAAAAUAAACUUUAUAGAGUUAAGUUUUUUAACUUUCUUCGUAAGUGAAGAAGAAAAUAAGAAACAUGAAGAUU